UUUCUGUCCUGCAGAAGUACAUAUUUAUUUCGCGUGGAAGACGCACUCACGCACAUGUAGAAAAUGAAGCUCAUGUUUUUGUUCACUUUCACCAUUUGGUUUGCAGAUGCAGAGCUAAAACCCCGUCAAGCGUCCGGGGUGUUAUGUACUUUCAAAGACAAGACAUACAGCCCGGGAGACAGCUGGCAUCCCUAUCUGGAGCCCUUCGGCUUUAUGUUCUGUAUGCGCUGCGUCUGCACCGAGACAGGCCAUGUGAAAUGUAACACUAUCAGGUGUCCUGCUCUGCCGUGUGAAAACCCAGUGACUGACCCUCAGCAGUGCUGCCCACGAUGCACAGAUGAACCCAGGAUUCCUGCAGGGCUGAGAGCCUCAGUGAAGUCCUGCAGGUAUAAUGGAAGUAUUUACCAGCCGGGGGAGACCUUCACGAAGCACGACCUCUUCCCUUCCAGACACGCCAACCAGUGUGUUAUGUGCACGUGCUCUAAUGGAAACAUCUUCUGUGCUCUGAAAACAUGCCAACCACUUACCUGUUCCUCUCCAGUCUCAGUUCCAGAUACCUGCUGUCUGGUGUGCAAAGAUCACGGCACCAGUGGAUCCUCAUCCACUGAGGAUGGAAACCAGCAGCUGAACCGAGGCGUUAGGCACUCCAUCGACCAGUGUGCUGGAGAGCAGCUCAGGGUGCGUCCUGACCCUGCUGGACCAUCCCGAGUCAGGACGACUCCCCGGGGCCUGAGCCUCAGCAAGCUGAACCUGAAAGGGGCUGCUGAGACCACUGUGAAGAUCCUGCUGCAGAGGAAACACCAAAGAGCAUGUUUGUACAAUGGCAAGACCUACUCUCACGGAGACAUUUGGCAUCCAGUGCUGGGGAAGGUCCUGGAAUGCAUCUUGUGCACCUGUACCGAUGGCCUCCAGGACUGCAAACGCAUCACGUGUCCCAGCCAGUACCCAUGCCAGCAUCCCAUGAAGCCAGUGGGCAAGUGCUGCAAGACUUGUCCAGAGAUUAAAGCUGAAAGCAACCAGACCCAGUGUUACCUCGGAUAUAAGAACCUCUUGGUGUAUAAAGUAGAAUCAUCGUUGAAAGUCGACACACCUGACACGGUUAGGAUAAUUGCUGUUGAAAGACAAAGCACCGCUGAGGUUGAAGUGCAAGUCUGGAAGACUUCAGAUGGUGUUUUGCAGCUGAUGGAAAUUGGGGAUGUGCAAAGAAAAGAUAUUAUGGACCAUCCAGAAAAUUAUACAGUACUGACAACAGUUGAUGAAGAUAUUUGGAGAAAAUUUAAAGAGGAGGGAGAGAAUCUGCGGGAAGUUCCUCAGACUACGAUUUGCGAAGAUGGCAUACGGGAGAUAGUGAAUUUCUUAAAUCCCAAGCACAUGGAAGGCCUGUGUUCACCUUAAUUUUUUUCUUAAUGUGACAAUCUUUAUAUCCGCAUUACAAAUACAUGAAUGACAUACCUAUUUCAUUAAGCAGAAAGCAGAGCAUACUGUAUUUGUAGGAGGAGCUUUACAUUUUGAUGUCCUGCAUAAUUCUUACCAUACAAGUAGAAUUGCUUAUUCAUAACAUUGUUGUUGAUUAGCUACCUAAGGAAAUGAGCAAGGUAUGUUGAUGACACAAAAUCCCACCAAGUUAACAUGCUGAACCAGUGGAGCAAUACUUUUCCACUUGUUUUCAGUCUCACUUUUUUUUUUUGGACCUUCAUUUUACUGAAUCCAUCCAUGUGCAUCAUGUUUUAAUUGUUAUUUGUAUUUUUUGGUAAUUAGUUAAGUUUUAAUGUUACAGUCAUGCUAAAUAUUUAGAUAACUGCACCAUUCAUGAUGCAAACAUGAGUUGAUUGAGGGGAUUUCAGCUCACGCUCUAAACAAAAUCCAGCAAAAGUGAAUGUGCACCGUAGACAUCACGGCUUACAGCUGGAGACGUUUCCAACAUCCAGUUAGUUGCUUGGUAACCAUCAGAUAAACAUCAAGUUAGAUUACUCUCCAGUACCAUGACAGUAACAAAUGUCUCUACUGUCUCUAUUAUCUCUGUCUUGACAAACGAGAAAAUGAAGAAAAUGAGACCAGAACAAUGCAAUGGUUACAAACAGCCAGCAGCCACCAUCACUGGUUGAUGGCUGUUGUUUGAAAAAUGCACUCUGUGAUUUUGAUUAUGUGUGCAGCAAGCUCUAGCUGACCUGAGGCCUUUACUCUCUUAGAUAAUCACUGUCCAGAUUUUAUUGAUUGUGUGAGAAAAUUUUGAAGUCAGUAUUUCUUAAAUUAAGUGUGUAAAAAAAUUCUCUCCCUUGUAUGAUUUAUGGUGAGUCCAGGUCCAGCGCUGGACUAAGACCAGUACAUUUAUUUGAUGAAGGGGGCAUUUCUUUGCCUUCGCUUUUACUAACUGAAAAUACUUAAUUUAAAAAAAAAUGCAUUGCUUGUAUUGGGGAACAAAAUGUAGAUUUUCAUUAUAUCAUCUUAACAAACAUGUCUAUGCAGGGCAAUGAGCCCAGUAAAUGCUACUGUCUAGAAUAUAAUGGAUUUUUCAAGGGUAUUAUAUGGUCAUCAACAUAUUUAUUGUAAAUACAAACCGAGGUUUUGUCACAUAAUUUAAAGCAUUGUACUGGUACUUGUAUGAUUUUUAUGUAUAUACCUCUGAGUGUGUAAAAUCUUUGUUUUGCAUGAAGAAGCAUUGCAUUGGAUGUUAUCUGCUGCAGCUGCCACGGUAGAUUUGAAAAAAAGUCCUAACUUUGUAUUUGAGCCAGAUGACAAAAUUAGAUCCACUGUAGUUAUUUGGACAUAAUCACAGGAUUUGGUUUAUUAUCAUAUCCUAAUGUUUUACAAUUCAGUUUUUGUUUCAAGCUGGUCAAAUGUGAUUUAACUGAAAUAUGCAUAAAUUAACUCUGUACCUCUGCUCACAAGUUUACACAUAAAGUUUUAUCGGUGUUUUA
Molecule: messenger RNA, 2918 nt
Organism: Myripristis murdjan (pinecone soldierfish)
Lineage: Eukaryota; Metazoa; Chordata; Actinopteri; Holocentriformes; Holocentridae
Gene: chrdl2
Product: chordin-like 2
Exons: 11
Coding region: 64-1395 (443 amino acids)
Biological process (GO): cell differentiation; negative regulation of BMP signaling pathway
Molecular function (GO): BMP binding
Source: RefSeq, a predicted model, not a curated record